Molecule: messenger RNA, 1185 nt
Organism: Trichoplax adhaerens
Lineage: Eukaryota; Metazoa; Placozoa; Uniplacotomia; Trichoplacea; Trichoplacidae
Exons: 2
Coding region: 1-1185 (394 amino acids)
Molecular function (GO): amino acid kinase activity
Source: RefSeq, a predicted model, not a curated record
AUGGCCGACAGAUCACUUAGUUCAUCAAGUCUUACGCGAGAUCGUCCGCCACUUUUGUCUAAAUUUCAAUUACAAGAAAUUUUAAAGGAAAUGGUUGGCAAAGAUGUCCACGUUAAGGAAUUUAGAGAACUUCCUAGUUAUCAAGAUAGAAAUUACUACUUUCGCUUGGAUUUAGAUAAAACAGGGAGCCAUAUUGAAAGUCCAAUUUUGCCAUCUUCUGAUUAUCAAGAUGAAAUUAAGACAAUCAAUCCACAAUAUGUACUUAAGAUCUUGAGAUCCGGAGAAAGCAAGAAAUUAGCUUUGGGUAGGCUCGAUGCUUUACUGUACCUUGGUAAAACUGGCUUUGAAUGUUCAAGAGUAAUACCAUUGCGUAAUCAAGAAUUCUAUAAGAUGGUGGCACCCCCUAAACAAGACGGAAACAACCAAGAAAUCCAACACGAAACGACAGAAUAUAUCGCCUAUAUCCUUUCUUAUAUCGAUGGCAGCAUGAUUUCAACUAUAAAGCCCACUUACGAUUUAUUCUAUCGAGUUGGAAAAUUAGUUGGAAAAAUAGAUUCAAACUGGCAGGGUUAUCACGCUGAAGUGUUGAAAGGCAACAACAGCAUCUGGUCAUUACGAAAUUUUCAUGAAUUACGGUCAUGCAUUAAAUACUGCAAAGAAGAAGACUGGAGUUUCUUGGAAACAACAUUCCAUACUAUAUCCAAAUACUUUAAGGAAAAUGUAAAGAAUUUACGUCAGUCCACAAUCCAUAGCGAUAUAAAUCAAUCCAAUAUUCUCGUUCAGCAUAACCAGGAAAAAAAUGAUUAUGAUAUUACCGCUAUUAUUGAUUAUGGUGAUAUUGAUUAUGAUUGCUUAAUCUUCGAACUAGGAAUUACUAUUGCCUAUUUAUUACUAGUUACGGAAGGGAAUCCAGUCAAACCAGCAGCCUACUUAAUUGCAGGCUAUCAUUCAGUCUUACCAAUAAAUGAAACAGAAUAUAAAGGGCUGCACACUAUCAUUGCGGCUAGGUAUUUUCAAUCGAUCGUUCUAGCUAAUCGUCAACGAGCUCAAGAUCCUGAUAAUGACUACAUCAUGAGUAAAUAUAACAGAAAAUGGGAAUUACUCCGCUUUUUUACAUCAACUUCACAGGAAGAGAUUUAUAAAAUAUGGGAUCAAAUUUCUUGGAAUUACAACCAAAAGCCCUAA